Messenger RNA from Dromaius novaehollandiae (emu), 3524 nucleotides. RefSeq names its product 2',3'-cyclic nucleotide 3' phosphodiesterase (gene CNP). Gene Ontology annotation, cellular component: membrane; cytoplasm. Lineage: Eukaryota; Metazoa; Chordata; Aves; Casuariiformes; Dromaiidae. The record is from RefSeq and is a predicted model, not a curated record. The transcript has 4 exons. Gene Ontology annotation, biological process: cyclic nucleotide catabolic process. Gene Ontology annotation, molecular function: 2',3'-cyclic-nucleotide 3'-phosphodiesterase activity. Bases 61 to 1419 code for a protein of 452 amino acids.
GGGCAGCUCCGCCCCCGCGCGGCCUCCGGGCGGUGCCGCGAGGCGGGGGGGCCCCGCGCUAUGAAAGCGCCCGCGCCGCCGCCCGCCCCAGAGCCGCUUCCCCGCCGCGCCGCUCCGCACCGGCGGCCGCCCGGAGCCGCUGCCCUCACCAUGAACAGAGGCUUUUCGAAGAAGAGUCACACUUUCCUGCCUAAAAUCUUCAGAAAAAUGUCUACUCAGUCAGCAAAAGAAAGGCCUGAAAGCUUGCAGUACCCAUUCCUUGAUGAUGAUGACACCAUCUCCACAGUCAAAGAAUCUAAAACCUUUUUUAUUUUAAGAGGCCUGCCUGGCAGUGGAAAGUCCACUCUUGCCCAGGCUAUUCAAGAUAGGUAUAAAGAUGCCUGCAAGGUGAUUUCUGUCGAUUCCUAUAAAAUUGUACCUGCAAUAAGAAACACCGUUCCUGAAGAAUAUUCAAAAGUUGAUGAGGAUCUAGUUGACUAUUGCAAACGAGACAUCAGCGUUAUCGUUUUGGAUGACACUCACCAUGAAAGGGAACGACUGGAUCAACUGUUUGAUAUUGCUGACAAGUACCGGUACAAAGUCGUCUUUGCAGAGCCAAAAACACCGUGGAGAACAGAUUGCUUGCAACUUAAGGAAAAGAAUCAAUGGAAACUGUCAGUGGAAGAGCUGAAGAAGAUGAAACCAAGCUUGGAGAAGGAAUUCCUACCCAUGUAUUUUGGGUGGUUUUUGAGUAAAAGAAGUUCAGAGAUCCUGAGGAAGGCUGGCCAGGCCUUCUUAGAUGAGCUUGGAAGUCUUAAAGCCUUCAAAAAGGAGAGUAAAUACUUUGCUUCUGCUAUUGAAGAUCCCAAAAUAAAAAUAGAUCUCACCAGCUACUUUGUGAAGAGGCCACCCGGAGUCUUACACUGCACCACAAAAUACAUGGAUUUUGGAAAAGCACCUGGAGCUGAGGAAUAUGCCCAACAAGAAGUUGUGAAGACCUCCUACGGCAAAGGCUUUACCUUGUCCGUUUCUGCUCUGUUUGUCACAACAAAAACUGUCGGGGCUCGCGUGGAAUUGAGCGAGCAGCAGCUGCUGCUGUGGCCAGGAGACACCGAUAAGAUAACGCCCGCAGACAACUUCCCGAAAGGCAGCCGGGCACACAUCACCCUCGGCUGCGCCAACGGCGUAGAAGCAGUCCAGACCGGGCUCGAUCUGCUGGAGUUCAUAAAACUGGAAAAGGCAGGGAACAAAGGUGAAGACAUGGGGGAGAUCGGAGGAGGGAAACUGCAGUAUUUUGAUAAUGGUAUGUGGAUGUUUGUGCUUUCUAAGAAGAUUGAUGUGAAGGCAAUAUUCUCAGGUUACUACGGUAAAGGAAAACUGGUGCCUACGCAGAGCACCAACAAACGGGGCUCUGCUUUUAGUUCCUGCACCAUCAUCUGAUAGUAUGGGGAGGGUAGCUUGUUUGUUUGUUACCGUUUGUUUUUUAAAGCAAGUAACUCCUGUAACCUUUAAAAUUGUAAAGAGAAAUAAUUGUACCUUUACUAAAUAAGUCCUUUUGCCAACUCCAGUAUGUCUCCAGGGAGACAGUUUAUUGGCCUCAGGAAGAAAACAAGUUACUCUUGACUGACAAAGGAAAGCUGUCAAAUAGACCAAAACAGUCAAAUAGAUAAAAAUGUCGAUAACUGAAGUGUUGAUUUAUUUUUUUUUUUUUUAACGGAAGAGUUUUGGAGAAACCUAGCUGUGCUGCUCUGCUUGUUUGCUUCCUCGGAGGAAGAUCUCCUAUGGUCUUUUAUAACUUCCCUAUGAACCACAAUCGUUAGAUUGUUACAUGUCAGUACUAUAUGAUCAAGCAGUGGCAGACCAAAGCCUGUAACUAGUCUGAAGCCAGGUGACAUGAACCGUAUGAUGUCUCCCCUGCCUUUCCCAAAGCUGAGGGACUAAUAUUAGCAAUAACAGUUGCUGAAUUACUAGGUAAAAACCAGUAAGACCCAAUUAUGGGUAAUUUCUACCAAGCAUGACAGUUACUACUUAGUAGUUUAGUCCCUAAGGUCAAAGAUUUAUAAAGGACAUCAGGGUAUCCAAAGCCCUGAUUAGAGGCUUCUGUGCCCACGUGGCCGCCCAGGCCUGGGCUACCCCGGCUUCCUGCGCACUGUUAGCACGCGGAGGCUUCCUUCGCUGUGCAAAGGGACGUGCAGGUGGGUGGACAGAAGGAAAGUGCAUUGCCAGAAAUGUCUUAAAGACAACUGCUGUGGGCUAAAAGAAAAGUCACAGAAAGGGAAACGAGCUAAGUAUCAGGAGAUACAUUCAGUUCCUGUAACAUGGCUCCAGUCACUUUCACAGCACAUGUCAAAUUGGGCUGAACCAAGUACUGUCCAGUGUACUUAUCCUGUAGGGAACAAUCCUGCCUUGGCAGGGAACGGAAGAGAUGAACUAGUGUCUUUUCCGUCUGAUUUUAUAGAAACUAAAAUCAUGUCUGAAGUAUAGAACUGUACUUCAUACAAGAUUUUACUACUUUUAUCUAAUGUACUUGAAUGUUAAAAGUUAGGAUGGAAGUAACAUUGUAAUUUAGGAAGUAAAUGGAGGUAUUGUAAUGACAUAACUUAAAUCUGCUCAGAUCUAAUUUUUUUCCAGCUGGUGGUUUAAUGUUCAAGCACUUCUGUUAAGUCAGUCUUUCUGAAGCUUAUGUUUUUGCUCUUAGUGAAACUGUUUGCCAGUUGGUCACAUAUUGUCAUUACCUUACUGUACACUUAGCUCAACUAAUGGGAGUCAGGUCAGAACAAUAGUUUAAGCUCAUGCUAUGGCUCAGUGUUUGGUAUAUUGAAAUUAAUCCAGUACUAAUAUGUAAAUGCUUACUGUGUUUGAAAAGCAUGUGCUGGGUUCAUAUGUGUAAAGGAGCUGUCACAUGGACACAGCUUAUCAGUAGCUGUGCACACACCAAAAACAUUGCUUACCAAGCCCAAUGCUGCACAAGAAACGCUUCCCCUCUGAAUGUUUAAAACAAAAGCAAGGUGAGCGUUGGGGCUGAUCUGGUAAACACUGUGCAAGCUUACUGGUAAAGCAGAAGAGUUCCUGCUGUUUCAAAAAAGAUGGAUGACAAUAAAUUCCCAUUAUAGCUUAAACCCCCCCCCCCCCCAACAAUCCAAAAAACCAAAACACGUAACCCCUCCCUUACCUUCAAAGUAAGAGUUGCUAGCUCCUGUCAGAAACUAUUUGACGAAGCCGAAAAGUUGCAGGUGCCUGAUGCUCAGCUUGGGCCUCUUGUAACAGAAAAAUUAUAUGGCUUUGUUCUAUCAAAAGAAAUAAGAAGUAUUUUAAAGCAUCAGCUGAAGACAGCUCUUGCUACAGCGCAGGAGCAUGCUGAAACCCCUCUCCUUUCAGUGCUCUGGUAACAUAACCCAACGCUCCAGCUUACAUCCAGCACCAAAAUGCACAGCUAGAAUAUCUUGUUCAUUUGCCUGUUUAAGAACAACAGUGAGACUGUCGUCAUUUAAGUGUUUAUUAGUUUGUACAUCAUAUACAGUUUAUAAUAAAGUAAACCAAUUGCA